Bursaphelenchus xylophilus (pine wood nematode) is the source of this 22697-nucleotide messenger RNA. The record is from the annotation of a GenBank genome assembly. Lineage: Eukaryota; Metazoa; Nematoda; Chromadorea; Rhabditida; Aphelenchoididae.
AUGUCAUUUAAUAAUCCGUUCGCUCGGGCCAGAUCCUGUGACAAUGGGCAGGCCGCCGUCCUCAAACACCUCUUUUGGGCCAAUUGGAACCGACGAAAGUAAGCGAAAUUUUUUCGAUUUUUUUAAAUUUUUUUCUAUUUUUGUCGUUUUUAAGACGAAAUAAUACUAAAUUUUUUAAUACAGUAGAUUACUAGUACUCUGUAAACUUUUUAAAAAUUAAAAUAAAAUUCAAAAUUUCGAUAUUUUUAAUAAAAAAAAUGUUUUUUAUGAUAUCUAUAUAUACUUAAUGUUAUUUUAAUUCCAAUCCCAGUAUGAAAAUUUGAGUCAACAUUUAAUCCUUUUGAAUGGAGCUCUUGUUUUGUCGGGAUUACAUACGCUUGUCUGUCUUUUUCUUUUUUUUUGAUCUCUGAACGCGUACUCAGAACGUGCAGGUAGAUGUAAGGAGCAAAAAAAGUAUAGUGAUGUGGGCUUCGUCUUUUUAUGGAAAAAUACCGGUUUGGAGUUUCAAAAAACGAUUCCAAAAUUUUUCAUUUAAAAAAUAUUACUUGGUUAGUGUAAAAUACGAAGUGAACUUUUUAGUUUAAAAAAAUAUUUUUUUUUAUCUUUUUUUAUUUAUUUCUUGUCAGAAAGGAACUUUAUAAAAUACGAAAUAAAUGCCAACUUUUUUUUAUUUUUUUUUUAUUUUUUUAUUUUUAUUUUUUUUUGUUAAAAUUUAAUAUAGUGUAAAAUACGAAAUGAACUUUCUAGUGUAAAAAAAUACUUUUUUAAUCUUUUUUGAUUUAUUUCUUGUCAGAAAGAAAUUUAAUGUAGCGUGAAAUACGAAAUAAGUGUCAACUUUUUUUAUUUUUUUAUUUUUUUUUUGUUAAAAUUUAAUAUAGUGUAAAAUACGAAGUAAACUUUCUAGUGUAAAACAAUAUUUUUUUAUUUUUUUUUAUUUAUUUUUUGUCAGAAAGGAACUUUAUAAAAUACGAAAUAAGUGCCAACUUUUUUUUAUUUUUUUAUUUUUUAUUUUUUUGUUAAAAUUUAAUAUAGUGUAAAAUACGAAGUAAACUUUCUAGUGUAAAACAAUAUUUUUUUAUCUUUUUUUAUUUAUUUCUUGUCAGAAAGCAACUUUAUAAAAUACGAAAUAAGUGUCAACUUUUUUUUUAUUUUUUUAUUUUUUUUGUUAAAAUUUAAUAUAGUGUAAAAUACGAAGUGAACUUUUUAGUGUAAAAAGUAUUUUUUAUCUUUUUUUAUUUAUUUUUUGUCAGAAAAGAACUUUAUAAAAUACGAAAUAAGUGUCAACUUUUUUUUAUUUUUUUAUUUUUUAUUCUUUUUUGUUAAAAGUUAAUAUAGUGUAAAAUACGAAGAAAACUUUCUAGUGUAAAACAAUAUUUUUUUAUCUUUUUUUAUUUAUUUCUUGUCAGAAAGGAACUUUAUAAAAUAGGAAAUAAGUGUCAACUUUUUUUUUAUUUUUUUAUCUUUUUUAUUAAAAUUUAAUAUAUUGUAAAAUACGGCAAGAAACCAUUUUUACUUUUUUUUUAUUUUUUUAUUUUUCUUUUUUAUUUUUUUUAUAAAAAAAAUUUAAUAUAAUGUAAAAUACGACAUAGCAAUUUUCUUAUUUUUUUAUUUUUUCAAAUUUUGUUUUCCUGUUAUCUUUACGGUCUAAAUCUGUCCGCCGACCAGCAGACAAUCAAUCCAGACGUUGUUCCAGACACCAAUAUUCUUUUUUCAUCUUUGGAGCUUGAGUUCUUUUUUUUCAUUACUAUCAAUGUUCUCGGUAAAUGGACGCUAUGGCGUGCCAGCAAAAAAUAAAAUGAUGUCGACGGAGCCAUUUUGCUGCGUAAAUUGGAUGAAAAAGCUGUGUAAAAAUUUUAAAAAAUUUUUAUUUUAUUUUAUUAUUUUUUUUUAUUAUUUUUUUUUCUUCCUUAAAAAACAGUUUUAUUUUUAUUUUAUUUUUAUUUUUUUAUUACUUUUUCCAAGAAAUUUCGGCUGGUUCUUCCAGUAUUUACCUCCACUUUUUUUGUUGAAAAAGUAUGAUUACGUAAAGUGAAUUUUAAUUACUCGUUUACUCUGACGGAUUAUUUGCGUGCGUUUCAUUUGGUAAUUUCGGAAAAUGCCAAAAUCUCAAUUGCCUAUUCUUCGAAUUCGUUAGUUUUGUUGUCGAAAUGAAAAGAGAAAUUUUAUGGAAAGGAAAUUUUUUAUACGAGCCAAUUUUAUAAAAAUUUAUAUAUAUAAAUUUUUUAUAUAAAUAUAAAAUUUUAUAAAUUCUAUUAUAUAAAUUUUUUUUGGCUUUUUUGAUAAAAAACAAAUAAAAAAAUUACAAAAAAACUUAUAUUUUUUUAAAACAAUAUUAGUUUAGGAACCAUUUUUCAGAUGUUUUACACAAUUACAGGAGAAUAUAUAUUUUUGGUCGAUUCUUUUUUGGAAUCUUUUUUUUUGGUUUCUUUUUAUUUUUCUUAUUUCGAUAAAAUUUUAUAUACGUCAAACUGCAUUAAAAAUAUUUUAAAAAUUUAAGUUUUUUUUUGAAAAAAAAUGUUACAAAAGAUAGAAUUUCAGACAUUUAUCAGUCUGUCGGGAAAAUAAUGAGCACUCUGUCGGAUCGAAAAUCACAUCGCCGAGAAAAUGAAUUGUCUUUGCGGCAAAAUCAAAUGUUUUCACUUCAACAACGCUAUCGGCGCAAGGACAUUGUGCUCGUUAUUUUCCCGACAGACUAAUAUUUUUUUUUGAAUUGCAGAAAAAAAUGAGAAAAUACAAAACGUGGAAAAAUUUUGUUAUAGUAUUUACUUUUUUAUUUUAUUUUUCCGUACUUUUCAAAAUCCCAAAAUCUGACAAAUUAAAAAUUUUUUUCUCACGUCACUUUACAACGUCUAAGCUCUCAAAAACAAAAAAAAGAUAAAAUUUCCGUCUCUCACUUCCCGGUUCGUGCCCUGCGGGCAUUUGCACAAAAUUAGCGGGGACAUUGUUGGGGGACUUUUUUUCGAAUUUCUAUUUUUGCCCGUCCUAAUCCUUGAAAAAGAGCCAUUGCUUUUGGAAAAAAUGGGGCCGAGAAAUGGAAGAGAAAUAUCCGAAAAAGGCCAAAGGGAGAUUUUUCGGGCCUCGUGGGUUUCGGCUUUUUUCUUUUUUGGCGUGCCGAAGCAAAUACUCCUCGUCGCAAUCGCGCAUCAAAUCUCCAGUUUUUUGUCGCUGACGGGGAGUAUCAGUCUGUCGGGGAAAUAAUGUGGAUUUGUCGCUGAAAGGGGGGUGUCAGUCUGUCGGGGAAAUAAUGUGGAUUUGUCGCAAAAAAAGUCUCCAACUGCCGUUGCAAAGGGACAAUGAACGAUUCCGGUUUUGCGACAAAUCCACAUUAUUUUCGCGGCAGACUGAUACUCUCUUAUCAGCCACAAAUCCACAUUAUUUUCCCGACGGACCGGUAGCUCUCCGUCAGCGAAAAAUCCACAUUAUUUUCCCGACAGACUGAUACUUCGAUUCGCCUGCGAAAAAUCCACAUUAUUUUCCCGACAUACUGGUACUUCACCAAUAUUUAGAUAACGAACACUUUCAGAGGUCCGUAACGUCGCUUUUAGUUCAAAAUAAACCUCCGUACAACGACAUCUUGCUAUAGCAAAAAAAUUUUUUCCCCUCACAAUUUCUUGCACACAGGGUUGGCUGUAUUUCCUUGGUGGCUUGAAGGCCAUGGCACAGAUGAUUUUUUGCAAGUUUUUUCCAGUUUUUCAUUGUUUGAGGUUUAGGAAAUCAAUAGCUAGUCUGUUCGCAAAGUCGCUGGAAUGAUUCUCGGCGUAUGUACUUUGCAGAAAAAGUCGGGGUGCAAAAAAGCCUAUUGCACGGUGCAAAAAUGAAAAGAUUUCACCGUGCAUAGUAAACUGUGGUUUUCGCACAGCGCAUGUCGCGAAGCGACUUUGCGAACGGACUGAGGAGAACACGUGUGAGUUUGCGAAGAGCCUACAGCUUAGUUUUUUAAAUUUUUUAUCCAAACGAUCGCUAUUUUAUGACAAUUCUAGUCCGUCGGGUAAAUAUUGUGCACAAUUUCGCUGUGCCGAUCUUGUCGCUGAAGCGAAAAGCGAUUUGAUUUUGUCGCGGUACGAUUCAUUUUCCCGCGGCAAUUUGACUUUCGAUGUGGCAUUGUGCUCAUUAUUUUCCCGACAGACUGAUAGCAAACAUAUUAUCAUCAAGAUUGUGUAUGGCAAAAAAAUCAAAGAUUUACAUGUUUAUUACUUUUUUGAGGUCUAAAAAUGAGAUGACUCUGCACAACUAAUAUUAAGAGAACAAAUAAUUUUUUUCAUUAAACAUGGGGUUUGUUGUAUGGAGAUUCCUUUUGACCUAAAGUUGACUUAUGAGACCGCUGAAAUCGUUCGUUAUGGGCAGGUCUUGUUGUACAGAGUUUCCACUGUAUCUCGUACAAGAAGGGCGUAACUAUCCCUAACUAUCCAAAAAUAGCCAUAUUUCCGUUUAUAGACUUGUAUUUUAGAAUUCUCCACUAUAGCUACAUUACUUUGCAUAUUUGCUCAACUUACGGUAUUUUUUGUUUUUGAACCUUUAAACUAUCUUUUAAUUGUAGAAAUUGUACCCAAUUUAGACUAUGAUUAUUAAUAGUGCUGGCUAAUUAGAGACCGAAAAUGUGGUCUUGCAGACCGUAAUUUUACUUUCCCAUCGCCUCUUUCGUACUUUGCGAUAUAACUUUGUGAGUCACAAAUGUAAAGUACAAUAUCUUUUCUCUCUCUCUCUCGUUGUAUGUGUGGAGUUACAAUUAGUAUUUUCGUUGAGCAAAGAGCAUAAUACUUUGCAAAAUAUCGAAAUAAAGGUUCGUACAUCUAUUUUGUUUUGGGGUUAAGGGAGAAACAAAUUUCAGUGAAAUUUUGUCUUUCAAGCCGUAAUGUAAUGUUGCUUUUUUGUACGAUUUUAAUGCUGUUUUUUGUUGUUUAUGAUCUUCGCUUUUUACUAUUAGUUUUUUCAUAAAGUAGUAGUGAAACCCACUUAGAGUGUGGGGCCUGAUCCAGUGGCAAAAGACGUACCAUUUUGCAGCCAGGAAGUAUCAAAAAAUGUGGCAAAAUACCUCCCUCUCCAAGUGAAGCGAUUCGCGACGAAUCCACAUUAUUUUCCCGACAGACGGAUAAAAAAAAAUAAAAUUUUUGAGCUUUUUUCAGACCUUUUCUGUGGCCAAUGCGCUAUCUGAAAGUUUGCUGAAAAUCAUAGGGCGCAGCUCGGAGAAAUUGCACGGGCGCAGCUGGCCAUUUUUACGCCCACUUUUUAUUCCAAAAACCUAUCAAAAUGCCAUCAAAAAUUAGUGUAUCCCCAACGAACCGUGUUCCCCAACUUUUUUUUGUGACCUUUUUUCCAAUUGACCAGUCAGAUGUCUUCUUGCCUUCCCCUCCCUGCAACUUCGCUUAAUCGAAUGGAUUAUGCAUCAUGUGUCGCGGUGAAUUCGCGGUUGGCCUUUUGUGGAAAUGGCGGCAGUUUUGCCGAACCCACUUCGAAAUUUAUUGGUGUAGAAUCGGUAAUGGGACUGGUCAAGUGACUGGAAAUUUUUUUUUACGUGGCAAAAACUUACCAUAUUUUCAUACAGUGGGGACCUGAUCCAGUGGCAAAAAACGUGCCAUUUUGUAUCCGGGGAGUGUCGGAAAUGUGGCAAAAUGAUUCACUUUCCAAGUGAAAAAACUUCGUUUUGAAGAGCGCGAUCUUUCCGUCACAAAAAGAGCUUUUUGAAAUCGGAGUUUUUCACUUGGAAAGGGAAGCAUUUUGCCACAUUUUUGAUACUUCCCGGAUGCAAAAUGGCACGUUUUUUGCCACUGGAUUAGGUCCCACUGUAUGACCACUUUUUCUAAUGAAGUGGACGUUCAAACGUAGAUAAGUAUUGAGAGUAGACACAAGACUUGGGAUUAGAUUUAUUGAGACCGCACACAGGGAAAGAGGAAAUGAGAUUAUGUUCUUACAAUUGGUGACGAGACGUUGCUUUUAUAUGAGUUGGUUUAUGCUAAUUUCUGUGGGAAUUGUGGGGACCUUUGAGGCUCCACAACACUAAUUUUAUUAUAGUUUUUUUUGUAUUUCUAACCAUUGUUUUCUUGACGUCGAGCCAAAUUUGGCACACUUAUUCGAAAUAGAUCACUGGUAAAUAACUGAAAGUUUUAGCUCGCAAAUUUCAGCGAGACCCGAGAUAUUGAUCGAUCUUUUUUGAUCUUUUUGGAGAGACUACGUAAAACGAGGAGAGUCGGAAGGACGGAAAACAUUUUUCGUUUAUAACUUUUUGAAUACGUCUCAGAAAAACAUGAAUUUUUGUAGACACAUUACACAUUCGACUAGUAAUAUAUCCUGAAAUUUUCAAACCAACUAUCGACAAUUUUUUUUUUUUGAGAUUUUUCAAAUUUUCGGGCUAAAAAUCUCGAUUUUUACUGCAAAUUUUUCACUUAAACUUUGUCAUAUGCCUUGUAUCAUCAGAACUAAAGUGAUAAAAUUUAGGGUACACUGCAAAAAAAAUUGAGUUUAUCAGUCUGUCGGGAAAAUAAUGAGCACUCUGUCGCAUCGAAAAUCGCAUCGCCGCCGAGAAAAUGAAUCGUCUUUGCGGCAAAAUCAAAUUGCUUUUCACUUCAACGACGCGAUCGGCACAGUGACAUUGUACUCAUAAUUUUCCCGACGGCCUGAUUUCUGUUUCUAUUACUGCUAGAGAACUGUUAGAUAUUUAAGUCUGUCGGGAAAAUAAUGUGGAGUUGUCGCAGAAAAAUGUUUCUCAAGACGCUACUCAUUAUUUUCCCGACAGAUUAAUACUUGCAUUUUCCUAUUUUUCUGCAAAACCUUGCAAUCUCCGUCAUCUUCCCAACAUUUCAACAUUUUCCACUCCUCAAUUAUUAUCUCUCUAAUUACCUUGCUAAUUACGGCUAAAAAUAGAAAAAAAAAAAGAUUUGGCUCACGUCAUGUUAUUACUCUCUCCAAGCUCUCCAAAACAACUUGAGUAGGUGUGCUUUUGCCCCCCAGCCUUUGGCCACUGUCCCGCCGCCGGCAAAGUGUCAAUCACGGCCACCUGAAGUGCGUCUCGGGCUUCUAAUGAACGCGCCCGUUUCUUGUGCGGCCCCCCUAAAUCCAAUCACGACCCCGAAAAUGUUCGAAAAUGUUCGCUUGAGGGGAUAUGCCGGAAAUUGGGGGGUUUAAAUCCAAUUUCAGAGGGCUUUUUAUGGAAGUGCCGGAGAGGGGUUUUGACCGAAAAGGGCAACAGGCGACAUUUGAUGUGAUUUGGCGACAAAGUGAGGGGAAUUUGGAGGGUUAUUUUUGGGAUUUUUUGGCGGAAAUUUUUGUUUUACAAAUUGCUCUAUGGCCUCUAGGAGAGGUGAAACAUGGCAAGACUUGGCUUCUAGUCAUUCGCAAAGAGUGAAGUUUUUGCGACAUGCACUGUGAGAAAACAAAAGUUCACUUUGCACAGUGCAUGUCGCGAAAAUUACUGCAGCGACUUUGCAAACGAAUUUUAGAUGCCCCAAAUGUCAAUUUUACUUUUGAAGUACUCCGUGUGCGACGAUCAGAUUUUUUAUUUUUUUCUUGUAGACUAGAGGUGGCAAUCGGGCUGGGCCGGGCCCAGCAAAAUAAAGCACAAAUGCUUUGAAGAAUGGAUGGAAAUUAGAUUAAACCUUUUUUGACUUAUACGCUGUUUUACUACCUUUUAAAAUUAUGUAUUACCUUAUAACGUCCAUACUUAAAUCCAACUUUUUGGCUAGGUUUUAGCUACCUGUACGGAUGUUCCAGUCGUCCGACUGGACAUUUUAAUUUCACGCAGACACACGUAAAAACCUUCUGGAAAGCAUAAGAACUUCCAGUAGAAAGUGCAGAGACUUUUAUCCAACUUUUCUGUAUUAGCGGGCCAAACCGGGCCGGGCCGGCCUGAGCAAAUUUGAAAAAGCCCUGGUCACUUCGGCCCGCGGGCCGGGCCGCAAAAAUCGGCCCUGACCGAUUGCCACUUCUAAUGUAGACGUUACCCAUUAUAGUAGAAAUUUUCAUGAGGCUUCCCAAAACUCGCAAAAAAGUGUCACAUUUUUUCCAACUUUCGUCCGAAAAAUCCCGAUAGUUUCUGCAAAGCGCGAGCUUGGAGUUUCGCAUAUGUUUUACAGGAAAAAUGAGUCAAAAUUUAUCCCAAGUUUCAAAAUUUAUCCCAGGUUCAGAAUCUGAGCGUCGCAAUUUGAGUACUCCCCGUAUGCGGCUAAAAUCAACAUUCCUCCAACUUUUCCCCCCCUUUUUGAAACAUACAUAUCGUAUCUUCUAAAGAUAAACGUAUCUCGUAUCUUAUAGAGAUUUCUUUAAGGCUUUCACUGUUUUUUGUUAUUAUGUUUUCUGUUUUUUGUUUUCUUUUUCAACGCCUGAAAAAAGUGUUUCCUUCUUGGGAUAAAAAUAAUUUUGUGCUCUUUGCUCCGCCGACAUCAUUUUCAUCCUAAUUUUGGCCGCGUGCAACUACUUAAAAUGCUAUUUAAAAUCAUCUAGUGUCCAAGGAAAGUUCGAAAAACAUUUAAUGGUGACUAACGAGGAAAUGGGACGCUUUUUCAACAGUGCGUAUGUCAGUCCGUCGGGAAAAUAAUGGGAAUUUGGUCGCAACAAAAAUCGCAAAAAUGAAUUGUCUUCAUGACAAAAUCAAAUUGCUUUUCACUUCAGCGACGCGACCGGCACAGCGGCAUUGUAGCCAUUAUUUUCCCGACAGACUGAUACAGAAAAUUUGUUUUUGAUCAUAAGUUUUCAAACUUUGACAAAGACAAUGAUUUUUUGUGGAAAAUGUUUGGUCCCGUUAGUAAUCGAGCCGCAAAUUUUAAGCCAAAAAAUCUCAAAAGUUUUGUAAGACCAAAAAAAUCUCAAAAAUUAAUGCACAUUACAAGCUGAAUACCAAGCGGUAAAAUCAAAUUUUUUCGUUUCAACGACCCGACAUAUUGCUCGUUAUUUUCCCGACAGACUUGUGGUACCCCAAAAGGUAACCUUUGGGGCAAAAGGUUACCUUUGGGAAACCACAUAAAAAAAUUUUUUUUUGUAAUUUUUUUUAUAAUUUUUUCGGUUUUUCUAACAGGGGAAGUACCCCAAGUGCGACGCUCAGAUUUGGAUGAAACUUGGCACAAAUUUAGAAUAAUUUUUUCUAAGAUAUAUGCGAGAAUCCUGGCUCGCGCUUUGCAAAAACAACAGAGAUUUUUAGACCGAAAGUCGGCGAAAAUUUGACACUUUUUGCAGAACUUCGACACGAAAAGUUUCAUGCCUAUUUCUGUUGCAAUGGGUAACGUUUCUACAAAAAAUCAAAAUUUUCCGUACGAAACUAGCGAAGUUAUGGCCAAAAAAGGUGUUUUCUCUCUGACCGCUCUCCACGUUUAGCGUGCUUUCUCGGCGGCAAAGAUCGUUCGAUAUCUCGGCGGCCCUUGCAAAACGCAAGCUAAAACUUUCAGGAAUUGAUACGUAGUCCAUGACCGACGUGUGUGCAAAAUUUAAAGAAAAUCUGAGCGUUGCACUUGAGGUAUUAUACUUCCCUUAUAAGUUGAGCAAGUCUUGAUUUUUACCUCCCAGUUGCUAGUUUGCUAUAAAAAUUAGGGAAAAAAGCUCUUUUCACCAAAUUUUUGGCAUCCCUCAUCACCUGAGUUUUCGCGGAACUUUUAGUUGCCCCAAGGCGUGGCCGGCGGGGAGGAAAUUCAUUUCGCCGCUAUUCAUUUCUCAUCAGAAAUGCGCGUAAAUAUUUAUACCCUAUUUAUGGAGCCGGGUCCCCGAACAGGCCACUUCUUUUCGCCUGUUUAUUCAUUACCUUGUGCUCGGAUGAGCGAUGGUUUCCAUCUUAAAUUUUUGAUGCCGUCCGGCGAUCUUUCGAUGGGGCUUUUGGGUUGAGAUGGAUGAGGGGGACAUGUGAGGAUUUGUACUAAAUAUAGUCGUAUUUUGUGAGAUCUAAAAAAAAGUUAUAAUCAAAAAAUUUUUUGAAAUUUUCAAGUCUCCGUUCUCAAACAAAUGUAUAAUUUUUUCUCAAAUUUGGUACCCGCAACGUACGAUGUCCAUAAAUCAAUUGCUGAAAAUUUUAGCUUGCUCUUGGCAUGCAUCAUCAGUCUGUCGGGAAAAUAAUGAGCAUUCUGUUGCUGCGCCGAUCGAGUCGCUAAAGUGAAAAGCAAUUUGAGCUCAUUAUUUUCCCGACAGCCUGAAAUCCAAAAAUCCAAAAAAUUAAACCGGCAUUUUUUCGAGAGAGCACGUAAAAAGAGAGAAAUCGGCAGAACAAAUAAAGAAAUAAAGGCUCCUUUCGCCUAAAACUUUCUGAAUAGCCCUUGGAAAUGACGGAUUUCUUGUGGAAGAGUUCUACACCUCAUCAUGUUCAUCAUUUACAGAGCCUGGGACUUUAAACGAAAAAUAAAAAAAUUAUUUUUUUUUAUUUUUUUUAUUUUUCGGACUGUCGCUUUGUCACCUUCCAAUCCCACUAUCAGCCUGUCGGGAAAAUAAUGAGCCUCUGUCGCAUCAUAAAUCGCAUCGCCGCGAAAAAAAAAAAAAAAAAAAAAAAAAGUGAAAAAAAAAUUCCGGUCAGCCCCACGCGAUCUCGGCGCUUCAACAUUAUGCUCAUUAUUUUCCCGACAGACUGAUAACGUUCUUGUUGCACAAUGCCAAAAAGUUUUUUGACUUCAUUCGAGACCAAAUUUGGUGUUAUCACUCCAAUUUCAGCUGAAAAUUUUCGGUUAUACCAUCAAGUCACAAGCCACAUCCUAGAAUUUUGUUUCGAUUUCCUAGAUUUUGUCUCUUUUUUUCACCUCAAUUUUCCCCCCACAACACACUUGUAUUAUAAUAUUUUAGUAUUAUUACGCACUUCUUUCGUCAAGUCCAUAAAAAAAGCGGGUUUUCCCGAAAUUCCGACGUAAACUUGUUGUUAGGAGACGCGUACAGUUCGCUUCGAAUGUUUUUUUGCAUUCCCCUCGUUUCACAACUUUAUAUUCUUUAUUUUCUCCCCGCUAGAACGGUCAUGAAUCCUCGAAUGGUGACAAAAACUUGCGUAAAUUAUUUUUUAUUGUUUUCUAGGGUAAAACAUAAGAAUCGAGUGAAAAUUCACGUCAAGAAACACCUAUAUGUACAUUGUAGCUGACGAACAGUUUGUUUGGCGGAAAACCCCAUUGUACUUCCUGUUGAGCGCGUCAUUUGUUUGCUUGAGGAGCAUUAUUACACCUGUAGAUGUAGCUAUCAUAUACAUGUAUGUACAUUAGGGUGGGUCGAAAAGUCUUGACAUGUCUUCGCAUUGUGUGGUCGACAUCGCGAAGUGCCUUUGCGCGACCUUUUGGCAUUUGAACUUCUUUCCAUUUGUUAUAUCAGUCUGUCGGGAAAACAAUGUGGAUUUGUCGCACCUUGGGGCCGCCCAUUAUCGCUUUGUGACGGCCUAGCCACGGCUGGAGAUUUGGUACGCGACUGCGACAAGACGAGACGUAUUGCUGCGAAAAUCCACGUUAUUUUCCCGACGGACUGUUAGAAUACAGCCAGAAAGAGUCAGACGCAGUGACGGAUCUGAUCCGGUUGCAAAAAACGUGCCAUUUUGCUUCUGGGAAGUAUAAAAAAAUGUGGCAAAAUGCCUCCCUCUCCAUCUAAAAAAACUCCGUUCUGAAGGGUCCUCACAAAAAGUGCGGGCGCGCUUUUGAAAUCGGAGUUUUUUCGCUUGGAGAGGGAGGUAUUUUGCCACAUUUUUGAUACUUCCCGGAUGCAAAAUGGCGCGUUUUUUGCCACUUGAUCUGGUCCGCCACUGUAUUUGGGAGGUCUGACUGAUAUGUCUUUGUAAGAUCCCUGCCAAAAGAAAAUCCAUCUUCUUUGCCUGUCAGAUAGUUUUAUAGUUUUACUCUAUCAGUCUGUCGGGAAAAUAAUAUGGAUUUGUCGCUGCUUGUAAUCGUAGCGGCGACUAGGCGCGGUUGGCAAUUUGUUGCGUUAUUUUGGCAAGGCCAGAGAUUUUGCUGCGACAAUUCCACAUUAUUUUCCCGACAGACCGAUAUAAAAAUUGUGUCAAGUGUUCAAAACUUGCACUACCCUCUCUGUAAAACUUAUUUUUCCUUGAAUUUGAUUCUACAAUCAUUUCAGCGACAUUUUAGACAUCAAACUUUUCGUUUUAAGGUUUUAUAGUCAUCACUACUCCAAGGCUUCCUGAUUUCUGGUCUUUCCCUAAUAUUUUCACCUUCCACAGAGUUUCCAAAUUCGUCUCCGAAGACCUCCGACUAUCGCCCUCCUCGAAACGGCCGCCAAAAUAAGCGAAUCCGGGAAACCGAAGCCCUUCUCGUUCCCCAUCGAUAAUCUUUGUUCCGGGGGACGGCGGGUCUGGGCGCGGAUAAACCACUGCGCAUAGGACAAUGUCAUGCGAGGAAAAACUCGAAAAAUGGUGGACUCGAAAUCCCCGAAAAGCUCUCGGGACGGAGCGAAGUUUUUUUCGGCGGGUCUUUUCGGUGUAAAACCCCCUAAUGCGCCACGCCGAAUGCCGGAGGAGGAGGUGGGGGGAAAAAGGCUGGACCCAGUGUUGGUUUUGUUUCGCGCUUACACUUUUUUUUCCACCGCUCAGAUUUUUGCACUUCUCCUCGGCCCCUUUUUCGGAGGGGAGUGGAAAUGGCUGCGGGGAUUUUAUAGGGAAUUUUGGAGGUUUUAUCAGUUUGUCGGGAAAAUAAUGUGGAUCCGUUGCGUCUUGAGAAAAAUUUUUCUCCGACAAAUCCACAUUAUUUUCCCGACAGACUGAGCGUUUCUAGACCAGUGCAAAGAUAAAUCAGUUUGUCGGGAAAAUAAUGUGGAUUCGUAGCGCCUCAAGAUCAACGAUGUGCGACGGCAUUUAUGAUCGCAUCUCCAAUUUUGCGACGAGGCGAGCAAUUUUUCUCCGACAAAUCCACAUUAUUUUCCCGACAGACUGAGCGUUCUACAGAAUAAUGUAAACAGAGAUAAACAGAAAUCAGGCUGUCGGGAAAAUAAUGAGCGAAAUGUCGCUGCGCCGAUCGCGUCGUUGAAGUGAAAAGCAAUUUGAUUUGGCCACAAAGACAAUUCAUUUUCUCGGCAGCGAUGCGGUUUUCGCUGCGACAGAAUUCUCAUUAUUUUCCCGACAGACUGAUAAAUUCAUUUUUUUUUGCAGUGUACCCUAAAUUUUAUCACUUUCGUUCUGAUGAUACAAGACAUAUGACAAAGUCUUAGUGAAAAAUUUGCAGUAAAAAUCGAGAUUUUUAGCCCGAAAAUUUGAAAAAUCUCAAAAAAAAAAUUGUCGAUAUUUGGUUUGAAAAUUUCUGGAUAUAUUACUAGUCGUAUGUAUAACGUGUCUACAAAAAAUCAUGUUUUUCUGAGACGUAUUCAAAAAGUUAUAAACGAAAAAUGUUUUACGUCCUUCCGACUCUCCUCGUUUUACGCAGUCUCUCUAAAAAGAUCGGUCAAUAUCUCGGAUCUGGCUGAAAUUUGCGAGCUAAAACUUUCAGUGAUUUACCUGUGAUCUAUUUCGAAUAAGUGUGCCAAAUUUGAAGCAAAUCGAAGCAAAACUUAUGGAGUACUAUGCGCUGUAAUAUCAUCACGUUAUUCAUACAAUUUCUCAACGAAUAACAAAAAUUUGUGCAUCGUAUUUUACAAAUUGCUUUUUAUUUCGUAUUAACAUUCCUGUGAGAGUAAAAUAACGUUGGAACAAACCGAAAACCAAACGGAAUGACGAGCUACGACAGAAAUCUCUAAAAAUGGAUUUUAAGCGUAUAGUCUUGUUGUAAUCAGCUUUAGCUGUUAGUAAAUAGCAUCUAAAGAGUUGUAAGAUACAAUGUGUAACAAUAGAGAGGGAUUUCAGCUUUGAAUUUAGGAUUUUUAAGGGGAAAAAUGGAUUUUUCUCCAAAAAUCACGAAAUUUUUUGAUUUUUAUAUCAAAAAUGAAUAAAAAUAGGGUUGAAAUGCGAUCUAAAUGGGUUUAAAAUGCACCAGGUUUAAUUAUGAUUAUAAAACUAACCGUAUUUUACCUUAAAUUGCUAUCUUUUCCUAGUAUUUUCAACUUUCCUCCCCAAAAUCCCUCAUUUCCUCCUAUUUCUCCUCAAGCCACGUGACCGCACGUCUAAAUUUAACCUUUGGUCGUCCCGUCCUGGAUUAAUUCCAAUGUUCCCGACACUUAAGCCUCUUAUUUUUUCAUUUGACUAAUUUUUACAUUGUAAUUUACAUUUUUGACACUAAAAUUGUACAAGAAUCUAAAUAAAGGGGAUUAAAAAUAAGUCUAGUUGUGAGGUCUAUACAGAUUACUAAUUCUGCUAGAAGAGGCAAUGUCAUUUCCUCUUUCCAACUGGAUUAUUGACCUCUAAUUCAAUGAAAAUCGCAAAAGAUUAGUAAUUUUUGCGGUUAUUUUCGGGAUUUUCCACUUUUUGAGCUCUUAACAGGCCUGUAAAUUGACAGUCAGAAAUUUUCACGGGCUCCUGAGUGCAUUACAAUCAUUUCUGACAUUUUCCUGCAAAUUUUCCGACAUUCCCUAAAUGUUGUGACAUUUCGUCGAAUUUCGCGACGAAAUGUCAACAAAUUAUUGGUUUCACACAAAGUUCUCGGAGCUUGUGCUGUGCAACGAAAUGUGCACGAGUACACAACACCCACGGCAUAGAACAUUCAUCACUUUCACGGUUUCGACUGGAAAUGCCAUUUUUUUCCAAUUUUCAGCGGCUUAAUGCCAUUUUUUCGUUUCCCGUCUCGUUUUUUGUUAUUCCCGAUGUUGUUUUCUAUUCAAAUAAUAUAAAGGAAGGUGCGGGGCACGUAUCUCGACUUGAAGGAAGCAGAAUAUUAAUGCCCUUUGUCGCAGAACGUGAUUAUAUCGUCUUAGUCACAAAGGUUUAUUUGAUUAGACAAUUUUAGGUAACUUAAUAUCUAAAUCAACGUCCUUAUUGGUUUAAUUUCUUUUUGAUGCCGUAAACAACGGUUUCCUCUGCAUUUACAGGGAUUUCUUUGCAGAAUUUGGCAAUUUUUUUAUGUUAUAUUAUCCAUGGUAAGAUUGAUGUAAUUUUCAUGCCGAAACCUUGUGUAAUGUCCUCAUUAUGGCGUAAUUCUCUGCGUAAUUACUUGUUACACCUUGUAAUUGAUUUCAAAGUUCGGGUUGCCUGGAAUUUUACAACUUUACAUUGAAUUUUGUGCAUGACACCAUUGCUGCCUAUAAAAUAAAUAAAAAUCCGCCAAUUUUCUCGCCUAAAAUACGUAUUUGCAGAAUGGAAGGCGAGCACGCCCCACCCGCGCCGCCACGACUCCCGAAACGGAGCGCCGCGGUGGGCUUGGCCGACGUUACACCACCAACUCCUCCCACCAACCAUCCCACAGAGCCGUUCGCGGCGCCACCAACGCCAACCAGCUCCAAACUGCUGAAUGUGUCGCAGAUGGUACGCCAACAGUCCGACACCACUGCCAACCGAAGGUUGACGCGGUCGCCUGCGAUUUGCGAGGAUGAGGUUCGGCCGCAGACCAGUCAGAACUCAACGGAUCGAGUAAGUCGAAUUUUUCGGAAUUUUGUGUGCUUUUGUGUUUAGGAUUGAAGAAAAAGAUAAAGGAAGGGAUGUCGGAGAGAGAAAAGGUCUAUUUCUUAUGGAAUUCUGGCUUUUUCUUUGAUUUUCCGAUAUUAUCCAUGACCGCUUAGACAAAAGAAGGUGAAAUUUAGUUAGAUUCGACGGCCCUCUGUCUUGAUUGGACAAGUAAGGUCAAAUAUGAUGUGGGCUUUUAUUUUAGUCCUCCCAAAAUAAGUAUUACGUUCUCGAUGGGAAAAGUAAAAUGGUGAACGUAAGAUCUCAGAGUUAGGGAUGAUUUGAAUAAAAUUUUUGACUGUAUGGGUAAAAUACGGAGGAACCCACCAAGUUGAGUGUAGGAGCAGAGCGAUGAAGCCUAUUUUGAGUCAGAAAUUUGGGUUAUUAGAGUAUUUUGACAAAGUUUUUUUAAAAUUUUCUUCAAAAAAUUGCAAAAUUCUCUAAAAACAACCGCGGCGCAGCGCCAAUGCCAUAACUUCCCAUAAAACACCCAAUUAGCCGUUGAGGCGGGCACGAUUCCCCUUCGGUAUCUUCAAAAAAUUCCGCCCAAAACCCAUUAAUUUUUGCCCUCAGAAUCGGCGAACAUUAAACUCGGGGGCCCGAAAAAACACACGCUCAUCAACAAACGUGCCAGGGAAGCCCCAGCCCACUUUGAUUGGAUUUUUUGGGGCCGAAAUUAGAAGAGGGGAAAAAGAGCGGCCGAAAAUUCGGCAAAGCGAAACGCAAAAAAUGCCCGUCGGGCGAAAGGUGGGAGAUUGUUCGGGAUCCCGGCCCCGGAUCGGUGGGUUUGUUGGGGGGCCGAAAUUAAUUUAUAGUGACCGAUCAAGUGCCGAAAUCGCUGGAAGCGGCCGAAAAUUUUGUUGUCGGGGAAGUUGAUUUUGGAAAGAUCUGUGUUGAUCUUGGUGGCUGCGUUGUUAGAAUAUGGUUUUGUUUGAUUUUGGGAGAAUUUUUUGACUUUUGUUUAUAAUAUACUAGACAAAAAAUCAAAAAAGUUGUAUUUUUUGGCCUUUUGCCUAGUGUAAUAUAAAUAGGGGUCAAAAAAGCUCUUCCUGAACUCAGGAUCAACCUCCAAUUGGUUUGUUAUUACUGUAUGCUUAGUUUCGGCUCGAUUUCGACCAUUGAAAAUCAAUGCAAUUAUUAUGGGGGAAUUUUUUGACCUUUGUUUAUAUUAUACUAGGCAAAAAGUCAAAAAAGUUUUAUUUUUUUGGCCUUUUGCCUAGUAUGAUAUAAAUAAUCGUCAAAAAAGCUCUUCCUGAACUCAGGAUCAACCUCCAAUUGAUUUUGUAUUACUGUAUGCUUUGUUGCGGCUCGAUUUUGACCAUUGAAUAUCAAAGUUAUGAACGUUUGUCCUCGAUUUUUUGAGAUUUCGGGCCUUGUUUUGACUUUUUCGUGGAUCUCGUGUGAGCCCAUCGGCUUUUGUCGGUCCUCCUCACUCUUGACGAGUGAUCGAACUUUUUCGGGUUUACUCUUGUGGAGGAGGUGAUUUGUGCGUGAUUCAUUGAAGCGGGGAACAAAGGUGUUGUACUCGUGUUUUGAUCGUCAUCUGCCUUCUGUUGGUCCUCUGUUGCGAUUGUUUUGUCGACCUUGAUGUUCGUAUUUGACUGUGUGUUCGUUUUGAAGGUGCUAUAGGUAUGCUUUCAUCUUGUUUUGGACGUUCUGUACCUUUUGUUAAGCAUUUGUGCCUAACAUAAGGUAGAUUUUUCUUGAUUUUCUUAAUUUUGUGUUGAUCUCUUGGUGAAUUUCAUCUAAUUGCUUGGCAGAAAAAGCAUUAAAAGACAGAAUAGACCUUGUCAUACCCUUCGCGUUUUAUGCGACCUCGUUUUUCAAUGCGGUUUCCUUGAAAAAUCGUCGUAAUUCAUCCACCAUCCGGUGUGGCUCUGAAGCCAUUCUGGAUUUUGAAUUAUAUCCCUCAAAGGUUCUGUGAAUGGCUUUUGAGAAAGGAUUUUAUUAAUUGAACAUGUGGCUGAUUGCCUUCCAGUCCUUGUGAUUAGACUUGUUUUCGGUCGGGUUUUUAUUGCUGAUUUAGAAAAACUCGGCUUUGCAGGCGAAAUUAAUGACUUUCGGUGCGUAUUGGGUGUUUCUUAGGCAGAUGGUGGUUUGUAAAAGGUGGCUAGGGUUGGGGUCAUCCAGUUCCGAGGAUGAUCUGAAAGUUGAAUUGAUUUGAACGCCAGCUUUAGACCAAAAAGAAAUUCUUGAUAAGAUACGCUUUGUAUUUGAGCCUACAAAUUCGAUGUGAAACAGUUGAGAGCCAAAGUCGCAUCUUCGGCCUACUGUAAGCCUUCGAAAUUCAAACGGGAACGUCGGGGAAUCCGUGUUUCCACGCCCGUUUUCCCAUUAUUUACCUACUUAAAAAUUGGCGCAGAGUUGUUGAGUAGGGCCCGCCAGGGAUAGACACAGACAUGGAGAGUGUGAUAGGACCUCGAGGUUGCCAACACGUGGGCGAAUUCGCGAUGAUUCGAAAAGUCGAAACGCCGAAAAUGACGGCCGAAAAAAUGGAGCGGACGGAAAGACGGUUUCGAGUUCUUUUUCUCGUCGUUUAUUCCGAGAUGUAGGUUUGGGAAGAUGAGUACCGGGUUCUCUCCCCCUCCCGUCCUUCCCAUCGGCCGCUCGUCGGCCGCUACUCCAGAAGGGUCUUUGGGGACCGUUUAAAGACGCCGAAACGCCACAUUUUCCAUCGCCGGAAUGUUUGCUGAAACCCGAACCCCGCCGUCGUUAACUGCCAUUAUUUCUGCAGCACGUGUGGAAUUCUCGAAAGGUUUUUUCUUGUCGACGAUCAAGAUGAAUGAUGUUUGUCUUAAUGUUGAAAUUUUUGCGGGGUUUUUGGUUGAUAAUGUUAUUUGGAGGAUUUCUUCGGUUGCGUUGAGGAAUUUGUGAAAUCAUAAAUCAACUUUUGAAUGAAAUUUUAUAUUGGACUAGGUGUUUUCAAAUCGAAAUGAUUUUUUACUAUACUUUUACCCAUAAACCCGAAAGGUUCUUCGUCUACCCUGACUAAUCUUUCUGCUACGUGCAGACUCCAUUGUUGGCGGCCAAAAACAGGCUCGUCGAGCCGGAUGAUAAUUUAUUCAUACUUUGUCUAAACUUUGGUAGCUUAGGGAACUCGCAAACGCACUUGAGAGAUGGGCCAAACCAGUGUUUUUGUCGCCAUUUGUCCUUAAAGUGUAUUGUUACAAUGAGAGCUCGAAAAAAGUGGUCGAAAUGGCGAUUGUUUUGAAAUUUUUUGGCGGAUUUUCCUUCGAUUUUUUCCAAAAUUUUCCAGUUUUGAACCCUUCUCCUCAAAAUUGCAAAGUCGGUUUGACUUUUUUCCUCCCGGGUAAAUUAAACAAAGUCUCGUUAGCCGCUUUUUGAUGGGCUCUUUUGAACAGAAUUUGACUGAAAAAUUGAAGGAAAUUUGGUCAAAGUUCAACAACUUCUUCUUUUAAAGUUUCAAGUGGGGAAGUUGCGAUAUUUUGCAGAUUUUUUUCACAUUUAGCAAUGGAAUGAAUCCCAUAUUUUACGUGUCGUGCCAAAAAGUCUCUACAUGUUUGCACUGCGCGCCGUCGCCGAAAAAACCUUGUCGCACGGCGACGAGUAAAAUUCACAGUGCACGACAAUCACACACAGUGCGAAAUGAACGCUUUUGAAAAGGAAUAGAGACAGUGCAAAUGAAAAACACACUGUGCAAUUUCAUCGCGCGAUGUACGCUUUGAUCGCCCUUUUCAAAAGCAUUCAUUUCGCACUGUGUGUGGUUGUUGUGCACUGUGAAUUUUACUCGUCCCCGUGCGACAAGGUUUUUUCGGCGACGGCGCGCAGUGCAAUAAUGUCAAGACUUUUUGGCACAGCAAGUAAAAUAUGGGAUUCACUCCAUUGCUAAAUGUGAUAAGAAUUCUGCAAAAUUUCGCAACUUUCCCACUUGAAAGUUUAAAAAAAAGUUGUUGAACUUUGGCGAACUCAUUUUCCUUCAUUUUUUCAGUCAAAUUCUGUUCAAAAGAGACACCAUAAAAACAUGUCAAGUCUUUUUGGCCAGUCUAGUAAAAUCAGAAUAAAUUUUUGAGAUUUUUUGAUUUUUAAGAAAAUUAAAAAUAGUUUUUUUUUUUAAAUUUUAUUCAAUUCCAGAUGCCAGAAUUCCUCCUUCAAAGGCCCACGAAAAUAGUCACAGUGGUGGACCAAAAAACAAAUGCCAAAUACAUUCAACUCAAUCAGUACCGCCUUAUGGAAGAGAUCGGCCAAGGAAGCUACGGCAUCGUCAAAUUGGCCUACAAUCAGGAAGAUCACAAUUUAUAUGUGGGUUUUGGAGGGGUUUUUUUAAACAUGUACUAGCGAAAACUUUCGUAUUUUACAUAUUUUUUUUUUUUUUUUUUGAUUUUUGGGAUUUUUUGGAAUGUUUUUGAUGUUUUUUUAUUGUUUCAGGCCAUGAAAGUGCUGGAUAAAGCCAAGUUGCUCAAGAAUUUUGCCUGCUUUCGUAAGUUUUCUUUAAUUUAAAAAAAAAUUUUUUUUAUUUUUUUUUCAAAUUUUUUUUCGUUUUUAAAAUUUCCUUAGUUCCUGAUGACAUCUAAACCAAACAUUUACCCCAUUUUUUCCUCCAGGAGCUCCCCCCGCCCGCCGGAAUCGCCAAACCUCCGCCGUGCACAAGGACCCCCUAAUCCUGAUCAACAAAGAGAUCGCCAUCCUCAAGAAACUCCGCCACCCCAACAUUGUAACCCUCGUGGAGGUGGUGGACGACCCCAGCGACAAGUAUCUGUACAUGGUGUUCGAAUACGUGGAGCAUCGGACGCUGCUCGAACUGCCAACCGACACCCCGCUGGACGAGGAAACUGCCUGGAAAUACUUUCGAGACACCGUCAAAGGACUGGAAUAUUGUGAGUUUUGGAUGAAUUGGGAGGUGGGGAAGUCUGUAGAGGAGAUUUGAAAAAAAAUUUGGAAUGUUUUUUUAUGUGAAAAAUGGAUUUUUUGAAUUUUUUUGAAGUUUUUGUCAUUUUCUAGAUUUUUUUUAAUUUUCGGAUUUUUAAAAUUUACGUUCACCUUUAAAAUUUUGAUCGAUGUAGACUAUAAAAUAGUGUAAAUUAUGUGGCCAGCAAUAUUUUUUUUAUUUUCGGCGAUAUCCGAUAUUAAAAUCCGAAUUUUUUUGCAAUUUUCUCAAAAAAAUUUUUUUUUGAUAUUUCAUGUUUAGGUUUCAAUUUAUCAUGUUUUAUCCGUAUUUUACUUUCAGUACACUACCAAAAAAUCGUUCAUCGCGACAUCAAACCUCAAAACCUUUUGCUUUCCGAAUCAAAUCAGGUGAAAAUCGCGGACUUUGGAGUGUCCUGCGAAUUCGAAGGAAUCGACGCGUUUUUAAGUGGAACCGCUGGUACCCCAGCCUUCAUGGCGCCCGAAGCUCUUAUUGGUAAGUUGUUUUGCUCUUAUUUCUCUUCAUUCUAUAGGUCUCACAACGUUUUUGUAUCAAUUUCGUCGAUUUCUGACAAGACCCAGGGCGCAGCUCGCCGAUUUUUUGACUAAUUUUUUUUGAUCCCAAUAUCCGCUAUAUUGAGCAAAAGUCAUUUCAGAGGACUCCUCACAGUUCUACUCAGGCCGAGCGCAGGACAUCUGGUCCCUGGGAAUCACACUAUACGCCUUGGUUUACGGUAACACACCCUUUGUCGAUGGUUAUAUUAUGGCGUUGCAUCGAAAAAUCAAAAAUGAUCCGGUCAUUUUCCCGGAUGAGUAAGUCGAUUGAAGCGUAAAUUUGAUAGAUCAUGUGUUUUUUCAGACCAGAGAUAUCACAACAACUCAAGGACCUGAUAUUGCUCAUGCUCCGAAAAGACCCCGGAUUGAGGAUAAAUCUCAAUGAAGUCAAGGUAAGUGGGAGUGGAAUAGAGUGAUUCUAACGUGGUUUGAAAGAUUGGGAAUAAUUUUUUGAUAUUGUUGAGUUUUGGAUCAAAAAUUAUAUUAUACUUGAUAUUUGAUCGAUUUUUGGUCAAAAUUGGGGGUUUUGAUGGAGUUUGUUGGAUCUAAAGGUUUUCUAUGAAAUUUUAAGGGUCUAAAAUUAAUUUGGGAGCUUUUGGAGCUUUAGUUCUUUUGAAAUUUUAGAAAAAAAAUUAUUUUUUUUCCGAUUUUUUGGAGAAUUUUUUGUAAAUUUUCAAAAAAAUUUGAAAAUUUUUGCCUUUUUUGGUGUUAAAAAUAAGGCUAAUGCUGUGGUUUAAUUCCAGGCCAACCCAUGGGUAACGAAGAACGGGCUGUGGCCAAUGCCCACCGAAGAAGAGAACUGCACUUUGGUCAGCAUCACCGACGAAGACGUCCGAAAUGCCGUCCGUUCCAUCCCUCGACUCGACACUCUCAUCCUCGUGAAAGCGAUGGGCCAUCGGAAACGAUUUGGCAACCCAUUCCGAACGAACUCAACCUCUUCGACGUCAUUGAGGUUGAGGAGAAAGUCGUCGUCGGUGAAAGAUCAGAAAUACGUGGCAAAUUCGUCGGACACUGAGAUGAUGGACGUCACAGAGCAAAAAGAUAUGACGUAAGGAAUUUUUGGCCUUUUUUUUGGAGGGUAAUUGCGAGUUUUUGGGAGUUGGGUAGGGCGCAGGUCGCGGAUUUUGAAAUUGUAAAAAAUUACAAUUUGAAUGUUUUGAAGAUUUUUGAUUCACUUUCUGUGGGAAGGAAAUAAUUAUAUUUCGUAUUUUAAAUCACGAAUUACGAUAUUUUAGAUUGGUCAGGACGCAGCUCGGAAAUUCAAAAAAAUUAUUUUUUGUUGAUUUGUAGUGUAAAACUUGUGGUGUUAAAUCCGAAAUCUAGGAUUUAAAGUUGUGAAAACAGUGUUUUGAAGUUUUGCAGUACUUUUUGCCGUGUUUGUAGGGCGCAGCUCGGGAAAUGAAAAAUCUUAGAAUUUAGGAUUUUUUGAAGUUGAAAAUAAAAUAGUGUUGAUUGAAGCAAAAGCAAGCAAUUUUUUUCUUUAUUUCAGCACGUUUUUUAUAAUUUUUUGAAGGUAGGACGCAGCUCGCGAAACGAAAAAUUUUUGGAUUUUGGAUUUUUUGAAUCUGAAAUUAAAAGGAUUUUGGCCGUAGAAAAAUCUAGCAAAUUUUUUUAUGCUAUAAACUGGUUUUUAUAUUUUUUGAGGGUAGGGCGCAGCCCGCGAAACGAAAUUUUGCUUUUUUUCGAUUAGACACCGGAUUUUGGGAUUUUAGAACCCUGACAGUUACACAAUUUAAUAUUUUUGAUAAUUUUGACUUAUUUCAGACCCGACCGACCCGCUUCCACCCAAGAAAACGAGGUCAUGACCAAGAUGGACACGAUCCGAAUCAGCUCCCCCGCCUGGAUGGACGAACUGAAUCACCGCACCCACUGA